AUGCAAUCUCUUAAUAGUCAGCUCGGAGGAUUGCCAAAUUCGGAGCAAUUUUUCGGGAAGGGCGCUGUUCAGCAGCAAGGGCCAGUUGGGAUGAACGGGAUGCUUUUCUCCCCUUCUAUGAAUAGUACUCGUAUGAUGCCUCAACAGUCGCAACAACCACAUGUGCUGCAUGGGCUUGAGAACAAUGGGGGUCUUCAAAAUUCGUACUUGUUGAAACAGAAGAUGGAUGUGGUAAACAGUGCUUUUGGGCAGCAAAACAACUUACAGCAGCAGCAGCAACCGGGAAAAAUGCCGUUGCCGAAUAAUGGGCAAGUUCCUAUGAUGAUGCAGAACAGCAUUUCCGGUGGUAACUCUAAUAACAAUACGAUUCCACAGCAGAUGCAAUUUCCAAUGCCGGUACAACAACAGGCAAUGGGAAACGUGAACGGGCUUGAUACAACACCAUUACCUAAUGCAUCUCAUACGCCAAUCUCGUCUCCAGCGCAUCUUUUGAUCAGAGAAGUGUGGCAAAACAACGUAAACUUCGAGUUUGCCAUAAUCCGUAAAAUGAUCGAGCAAUACAAAGUUAUUUCUAUAAGCACCGAGUUUGUCGGUACGAUAGCGAGACCCAUUGGGAAUUUCCGCUCAAAGACAGAUUACCAUUACCAGACGAUGAGAUCCAACGUGGAUCUACUAACCCCAAUCCAGAUUGGACUUUCGUUAAGCGAUUUACAGGGGAAUAAACCAGACAACUUCCCAUCCACAUGGCAAUUCAACUUCCAUUUCGACGUAACAAAGGAGACCGUGAAUUCGGAAUCGUUAGAACUAUUAAAGAAAUCCGGUGUCAUCUUGGAGAGACAUCAACAGAACGGUGUUGAUUUCGACGAGUUUGCUCAGUUGAUGAUGGAUUCCGGGUUAUUGUUGAACGAUGAGGUCACGUGGAUCAGUUACCAUGCAGCAUACGAUUACGGGUUCUUAAUCAACAGGCUCAUGAACACAAACAUGCCCAACAACAAAGAGGACUUCGAAUGGUGGGUUCAGAAAUACAUACCAACGUCGUACGAUUUGAACCUAAUUAACAAGUUAGUUCAUGAGGUAACGCAACAACACCCACAUCCACCACCAUUACAUCUAUUACAAAGUCAACAGCAACAGCAACAAAACCAACAACAGCAAUAUACACUAGAACUACUGGCUGACGAGUUGGGGAUUCCGAUCUUCCCAUUGUUCAGCAGCGCAGCGGGACAAAGUCUCUUGGCACUAUUGGCAUACACCCAACUCGGUAAAUUGUCUUUGUACAAACUACGCAAUGGAACAGAUUUCAGUUACUACAAGAACCUGAUCUACGGAAUCACACAGGAGUAA
Molecule: messenger RNA, 1344 nt
Organism: Kluyveromyces lactis
Lineage: Eukaryota; Fungi; Ascomycota; Saccharomycetes; Saccharomycetales; Saccharomycetaceae
Gene: POP2
Product: CCR4-NOT core DEDD family RNase subunit POP2
Exons: 1
Coding region: 1-1344 (447 amino acids)
Cellular component (GO): CCR4-NOT complex; P-body; CCR4-NOT core complex
Molecular function (GO): nucleic acid binding; poly(A)-specific ribonuclease activity
Source: RefSeq, a predicted model, not a curated record